Gamsiella multidivaricata is the source of this 1487-nucleotide messenger RNA. Its product is annotated as putative zinc finger in N-recognin-domain-containing protein. The transcript is spliced from 6 exons. NCBI's taxonomy places the organism in Eukaryota, Fungi, Mortierellomycota, Mortierellomycetes, Mortierellales, Mortierellaceae. The record is from RefSeq and is a predicted model, not a curated record. Bases 97 to 1431 code for a protein of 444 amino acids. Gene Ontology annotation, molecular function: ubiquitin protein ligase activity; zinc ion binding. Gene Ontology annotation, cellular component: cytoplasm.
ACCGCGUCCGUUAAAGACGCGAGGAUAAAUAAAUACAUUUGACGGCGCUGUUUCUCUGCUGCUGCUGCUUGUUUCCUUUCACACUCUGACAUCACCAUGGCUGACCAGGAAACCAUCACCGUCUCAGAGUACAUUGCGGAGCAGGAACGACUAGAGAAGGAAGCCCGAGAGCUGUUCCCCAAGAAGUUUGACAUUUGCUCAAACAGCAUGGGUUACAUUCGCCAACCUGUGUACUCGUGCCUAACCUGCAAUCCCAACCCCUCCGAAGAAGCUGGAUUCUGUUACUCCUGCAGUAUCUCAUGUCAUGGAGAGCACAACCUUGUGGAGCUUUUUACGAAAAGACACUUUCGAUGCGACUGCGGCACGAAAAAGUUUAGGGAGACCAAGUGCAAGCUGGACCCGAAACCCGAGGGAUCUGUCAACGAACUAAACGUGUACAAUCACAACUAUCUGGGUAGAUUCUGUUGGUGCGAUAUUCAGUACGACCCCACAAAGGAGGAGAGCACUAUGUUACAGUGCGUUGUCUGCGAGGACUGGUUCCACGAUACAUGUAUUGGAAUUACGCCUCAUGGCGACGACUUUGACGACUUUAUCUGUAGGACUUGCACCCGAGCCCAUCCGUUUCUCCGUAAAUAUGCGCAGCACCCGCUAUUCAUGAUCGGACUGUCCGAAAAGGGUAGCGCAUCAAAAUCGGUUGUAAUGGUCGACUGUUCCAAGAAGACUAGCAAAGACAGCAAAGGCAAGGAAAUUGACAAGAAGGAUGAAAAGAACGAGGAGAUUAAGGAGCAGGAAGUUGAUGUCGUUUCGAUCGAAAUGACCACUACAGCCUCAGUAACGACGACAGCCACGACGACGACGGCAACGGCUACAGUCAUUUCAGAUUUAUCGGAGCAAACUCAGGAAUUGCAAACCGUCAGCCAUGUGAAGCGCUCGCUGGAGACGACUGUUGAGGAUGCUGCGGAGGAGCAUGAUGCGGGUAGUUCGUCAAGCCAGAACAAACGAAUCAAAAUGGAGGCGGGGACGUGCAAACUGGAGAACCAGCCUGAGGACGCCUAUUCAGACCAGGAGAUGAAUCUCUUUGCCACAGAGGGCUGGCGAGAACUCCUCUGCCAGUGCGUUGCGUGCAUGGCUAUGUACACCAAGGGAAACGUCCAGUUCAUCCUGGGUGAAGAGCCCGUGUACGAGGACGAGGAGGACGAUGAUGCAGAAACAUCAAUUUUGGAGAGCGGCAUGAAAAAGCUGAACGAGAUGGACCGCGUUAAGAUGAUGGACGGUAUGCUGGCAUACAGUAAAAUGAGGGACGAGAUCCGCAGCUUCCUGAUGCCGUUCUCUGAACAGGGCAAGACUGUCACCGCGGAUGAUAUCCAGGCCUUUUUCACGGCAAAGAUGGAGCGACGAUCAUCGCAAGGCAGUAAACCCAACUUCUUCUAAAAAAACAAUAUCGCCUCAUCGCCUAUUGCUAUCUAAUAAAAGUCGUCAAAUGCACU